UUCGAAUAAACUUCUAAAGCGAACCAUGAACAUAUUGUCUGAACGACAUCGACCGGCAAAAAUGCGAUUAUCCAUCCUAUGAAAAGCCAUUCAACUAAAAGCUAAGGAAUAACCCAUUAUUUUCUCCCCAAAAUCAAUCACCGUUCAAGUUCAAGCAAUUUACUGAGUUCAACGAUGCUCUGAUAACCCUAAAAUCAUAUAUGAAUCGAAAGAUUUUUGUCAAUGGAUGUCACUUUCGCAACUUGCUUAAGGUACCUGCAUUGCAACCACUUCACUACCGCGCCACACUUGCCUCCUCUGCUUUCCCUUCGCACCCCACCACCGCACGCCUGUCAGGACGACCCCUGGAAAUAUUGCAACUUUGGGCAAAUUAUUCUACUCUAGCUGAAGUUAAUGAUAGUUUUGAUAACGAUGCUGGAAAAAUAACAUUGGCUAAAAAUUUAGCUUUUGUUCUUGAGGAAUCUUCAAAUGUUAAUGACAGAAGACCUAAGAGUCGAAUGGAGCUCAAGAGGUCUCUUGAACUCCGCAUAAAGAAGCGGGUGAAGGAGCAAUUUUUGAAUGGGAAGUUUCGCGAUCUUAUUACGAAAGUGAUUGCAAAUCCAGAAACUCUCCAGGAUGCUUACAAUUGUAUUAGGCUUAAUGCAAAUGUUGAUAUAGCAUCAGAUAAAGAUGAUACAUCUUUUGAAUCUGUAGCAGAAGAGCUCUCUAAUGGGAGUUUUGAUAUCAGUGCAAACACUUUUUCUAUUUCUACAAAGGGUGUAAGAAAAGAAAUCCUUGUCCUUCCUAAACUGAAGUUGAAGGUUGUUCAAGAAGCGUUGAGAAUAGCUUUAGAAGUUGUCUAUAGGCCUCAUUUUUCUAAGAUAUCUCAUGGUUGUCGAAGUGGAAGAGGACACCAUUCAGCAUUAAAAUACAUCAGUAAAGAGAUCUCUAAUCCUGAUUGGUGGUUUACAUUAACAAUUAGCAAAAAGCUGGAUGCAUGUGUCCUUGAUAAACUUAUCUCAAUCAUGGAGGAUAAGAUUGAAGACCCUUGUUUGUAUGAUAUCAUUCAAGGCAUGGAUGCUGCCAAGGUACUCAACAUGGAAUUUGGGGGUUAUCCAAAGGGCCAUGGUCUUCCACAAGAGGGAGUGUUGUCUCCUAUUUUAAUGAACAUAUAUCUUAAUGUCUUUGACCAUGAAAUUUACAGACUUUCAAUGAAAUAUGAAGCUCUCAGUUCAGCUUUUCAUCUUGAAGGAGGGCAGCUGAAUUCCAAGUUGCGCAGGUGGUUUAGAAGACAGCUAAAAGGGAAUGGUCUUAAAACCACGGGGGAGGUGAAUUCUUGUCCAAAAAUUCAUUCUUGUCGCUUUAUGGAUGAGUUAUUUUUUGCAGUUUCUGGAUCCAAAGACAUUGCUCUUGGUUUCAUGUCCGAGAUCAUGGGCUACUUGCAGAAUACUUUGCUAUUAGAUGUUACUGGUAAAAUGGAAGUAGCACCUUGUGCAGGUCCUCAAGUAAUUCGCUUUUUAGGCACUUUGCUUAGAAGACGUGUGAAAGACAGUCCUGCUGUAAGGGCUGUUCACAAGUUGAGAGAAAAAGUCAAGUUAUUUGCUUCGCAAAAACAAGAAGCAUGGGAUGUUGGGACAAUUAGAAUUGGUAAAAAAUGGUUAGCUCAUGGUUUGAGAAAGGUCAAAGAGUCGGAGAUCAAGCAUUUAGCUGAUAGUAGCUCUGUUUUGAGCCAAAUUUCCUGCUUUCGCAAAGUUGGAAUGGAAACUGAUCAUUGGUAUAAGCUCUUAAUUAAGAUAUGGAUGCAAGAUAUAACCGCUAAAGCAGCAGAGUCUGAGGAAUUUAUCUUAUCUAAAUAUAUUGCAGAACCAGCCCUUCCAAAAGAAUUGAGAGAUUCAUUUCAUGAAUUUCAAAAGCGUGCAAACGGAUAUGUUAAUUCCGAGACAGCUACAACUCUUGCUCUUUUGCCAAAUUCCAGCUCCUCCACUGAGAUGAUCACUGAGAUAAUUGCUCCUGUUAAUGUUAUUAAAAAACGUUUAUUACGAUAUGGAUUGAUCACACCUGCUGGUCACUCCUGUGUGAAUCGUCAACUUAUUUUACAAGAUAAAGCCCAUAUUAUUUACUGGUUUUCAGGCAUUGUUCGCCGUUGGCAGAGGUGGUAUGGUGAUUGUAAGAACUUUGCCGAUUUAGAGCUCAUAAUUAAGUUUCAAGUUUGGAAAUCUUGCAUCCGUACUUUAGCUGCGAAAUAUAGGAUUCAUGAAGAUGAAGUAGAGAAACGGUUUGAUUUAGAGCUGAACAACAUUCUUUCAACCCAAGAUAUAAAGGAAGAGAGGGAAAACCAGGCAUCGAACUCUCUGGCUUUUGACAAUGAUGAGAUGUUGACAUAUGGAAUCUCUUAUAGUGGCUUGUGUUUGCUAUCAUUAGCAAGAAUGGUGAGUCAGUCACGGCCUUGCAAUUGUUUUGUCAUGGGAUGCUCAGCUGCAGCACCUAGUGUUUAUACUCUCCAUGUGAUGGAAAGACAGAAGUUUCCUGGUUGGAAGACAGGGUUCUCAACUUGUAUACAUCCCAGCUUGAAUGGAAGACGAAUUGGGCUGUGUAACCAGCAUCUAAAGGAUUUUUAUGUUGGUGAUAUAUCACUUCAGUCCAUUGAUUUCAGUUCAUGGAAAUAAAGCCUUCUAAUAAAUUUGAAACUUGAAAUUAAGCUGUUCUCUAAGUGUUUGAGGUUCCAAGUUCCAACGGUAAAAGAACUAUCUAGGUGUCCAGAUUCCAAUUGCUCAUAUCAUGUUUCCUGGACUUUGAGAUGCAGAAAACAUGGAAACCCUUUUGCAAGUCCACGACCAAUACCCCACUAGCUCAGUAGGUAUACUGAAAAAGGCAAGGGUCUGAAGGAGAUGAAUCGUCUUUCUGCAAUAUUAAUUGUGCUAAAGAAACUGCAAAGGCCAGGUUUGACUACGAUUACUUGACAUGCGUUUGGAUGACAUCCCUUUUCAAUCGGUAUGGCCUUAUCAGAGGUAGCACUUACCCAACAACAACUAUCAAGGAAGUUAUUGUUAUGGAUGACUGGCAUGUACUUGUGUAUGAAAUGGAGGGAAAAGCACAAUGGUGCCACUCCUUGAAUGUAUAACUGCUGUUUAUGUGAUUUUGGAAACUCAAAUUUGUUGUCAUCACCAACAUCAGCUAGGCACUCAUCGUUUGGGCUGUAUAUUCCAAAGAUGGAACCAGUGGACACAGCAGCAUCAAUGUUGGAUGACCCAUCAAGUGGGUCAAAGACCACUAUGUAGUUUCCAGAGUAACUCUCCUCCACUGCUACUGACCUCAUUAGAGACCACAUCAAGCUUCUUCUGGUCUUCUCCUUGAACAUUAACAGCACCCUGAACUCCAGUUAAGUUAGAAAUGCUGGCUCUUUGCACCAAAGAAGCAAUCUGCUUACAUGCCAUUGAAAUACUAGAGAGCACAAUAGUAAGUUCAGCAUCAAUAACGCCUGCCUGUUCCUGCUUCAACAGCCAAUUUGUCAGUGUUUGAAUCUCGAACAUAUUUUUCUUUUUGGUCUCUGCAUCUGAGGUGGUGCUAACAGCCAUACACUUAACUCCACCAGCAACAUGUUUUUUCUUACUGAUAUGGUUGCUGGGGAAUGAGACUAGUGUCUUGGUG
Messenger RNA from Jatropha curcas, 3627 nucleotides. Its product is annotated as Intron maturase, type II family protein. Gene Ontology annotation, molecular function: RNA-directed DNA polymerase activity. Gene Ontology annotation, biological process: mitochondrial mRNA processing; homing of group II introns. The record is from RefSeq and is a predicted model, not a curated record. Gene Ontology annotation, cellular component: mitochondrion. Lineage: Eukaryota; Viridiplantae; Streptophyta; Magnoliopsida; Malpighiales; Euphorbiaceae.